Cottoperca gobio is the source of this 4104-nucleotide messenger RNA. RefSeq names its product formin 1 (gene fmn1). Gene Ontology annotation, molecular function: actin filament binding; microtubule binding. Gene Ontology annotation, biological process: cortical actin cytoskeleton organization; actin nucleation. Gene Ontology annotation, cellular component: cytoplasm; cytoskeleton; actin filament. The transcript has 18 exons. The coding region runs from base 1 to 3801 and encodes 1266 amino acids. Lineage: Eukaryota; Metazoa; Chordata; Actinopteri; Perciformes; Bovichtidae. The record is from RefSeq and is a predicted model, not a curated record.
AUGGGCAACCAACAGGGCACGAAGAUGAAGCCGAACUUUCAUGGUUAUGCAGACGAUGCUUUACCGAAAUCCCCCAGGCUACAGAUCCCUCGGAAGAGAAGGAGAAGAGUAGAGGGGCUCGUUCGCGACGGCGGCGUUCAGCAUAACCUCAAGAUGACCCCCGGGACUCCACAGGCGCGGCCGAAGACGAGGAGGCUGACAAAGCUCCAGAUAACGAGCUCUCCCACCUUUAGGGAGUGGGACUUAGAGGAAAACGAGCCGAUCAUGUGCACUGCUGCAGCCUGGAGAAGGAGAGUUGUGGGUGAGGAAAGAGUUUCAUCAAUGGAGGAGAAGAACAGGAGUUCACAGGAUCUAAAACCAGCAUGGAGAGUGAAUCUGCCUGAUGCUUCGUCUGCAAAUGUUCAUAAAUCUUUUAGCAAACAAAGAAAGGAUUUAUCUGUGAAGGAAGAAUGUGCUCUCCCUGACUCAGACGCAGACCUCUCUGAAUAUGACAAUGAUAUGUACUCAACGUAUAUCUCCCCCACUAGGAAGAUGGAAGACGAUAUCAGGAAUACUCAAAAGGUCCAGCAGGCAGCAAGACAUGCAGAUGAGGAAAAUAAGUCCUCUCAAUGGAGGUACGAGGAGAUGGGGAAGAAGGCUGCAGCGCGGCGAGUAAUGGGCAAGAUUGAGGAGGUGGAAGGGAUCAUACGUCGGGUGAGUCUCACAAGUUCGGACUGGAUCAAAGAAGGCAGCGACGGGAGAGAUGGUGGCUUUGGGGAGACCCAGAACAAGGGGUGCAUAGAAGACAAACCUCUGCUGGUGGAGGAGCUUCAAGCUCUGGGUGAAGCUCUGAGCCAGAGUCUGCGUCAGGCCCUGAAGAUGGAAGGAACCAAAGUAGAGCAUGAACCCUUCACAGAGGCCAAGAGAACUUCUUAUGAUCCAAACCUUGUACGAUCGACAAGAAGGCCUCCGAACCUACCGUCAUGUUCUCACCGCUUCACCUCUACUGUGCCAAAUAUUUCCUCCCCCUCUGUUUCACCCUCGCCGUCUCUGUCUGCGAUCCUGGAUGAUUCUCCGAGAACAUCUGGCAGCUUUGACGACAUCUCUCCCAUCCUGUCUCCUCUAUUCACGUCCAGUCCGUCCAGCCGGCGCUCGCUGCCUCUGAGCCUGAUCGACCAGCACGAGAAAGACUUUUCUGAGCGUCACAUGAGGUGGAGAAGCUCAGUUGAAGACAAUAUUUUCCCUGAAGGGGCUGGAGGCUGUGGAGGGGCCACCACAGUGUCUGAUGGGAAAGGACAUGAUGAGAAGAGUAGCAGGAAGAACUCGGCUGCGGCGAACGUGAGGCUGAGUGAACAGAAUCAGACGUACAGAUUCACCAGUGAGACAGUCGAGGCCAGUCAAGAUCAUCUUCUCUCUUCAGAUGAGGCUCUGCAGAGACAGGAGAAGAUCUGGCAGCAGGAGGUCGAGGAGUCUCUCUCCUUCUGCAGGUCACUGUGUCAUCCCUCCCGACCCCAACACAUAGAUUUCCUGCACAUCACGGCCCUUGAAGAUGACAUCGUUGAUACGCAGACAUGCACACCGGAGUCUCGGUCUGAAGCUUCCACCCCAGGAGAGGGAGAGGAGCGAACUCCUGGUCGUCUACACGCCGUCUGGCCGCCACUUAAGGAGGAAAAAGUUGGGCUGAAAUACUCAGAAGCAGAACACCAGGCUGCUCUCCUGCAGCUGAAGAGAGAAUGCAAAGAGGAGCUGGAGAAGUUACAGGAGGACCUUGGUCAGGAACUCUCCAGACUGAGGGUGAAGAACGAAGACGAUGUCGCCCGUCUGGAGCUCACUGUCGCCAGGCUGCAGGCCGAACUCUCCCAGGUUGGGACCCGCUGUCGUGGGGAACUCAAAGAUGUCGCUGUAUCGACGGCGGACGACUUUUUACACAAAUCUUUCCGCACGGUGUGCAUCCAGACCGACCGGGAGACAUUUGUUAAGAUUCCUGAGGGCGGAGAAGCUGCUGGGAAAGCCUGCAUGAGCCCUCAGCAGCAGAGGGUGACGCCCAAAAAGCUGGACCUGGCUUCUAUCAGCCUCAGCCUGGCCGGUCAGAGGGACGACACUGGCCCCUCAUCACAUGACUCUCCAUCCCAAACUCUUCCUCCACCUGUGCAGCCUCCAUCAGAACAUUCACUUGCUCCUUCUCAGACGACCAAAACACACAAUCUGCCUCCUCCUCCACCUCCACCUCCACCUCCACCUCCUCCUCCUCCUCCUCCACCUCCGCCAUGUUUGUCUUCACCCCUAAACCACAUGCAGCCGUCAAAUCCACCUCCACCGCCACCUCCGCCUCCUCCUCCAUCCAUGCCAGGCUUAGCUCCCCCACCACCACCACCUCCUCCAUCCAUGCCAGGCUUAGCUCCCCCACCACCACCUCCUCCAUCCAUGCCAGGCUUAGCUCCCCCACCACCUCUUCCUCCAGCUGGGGGUUUCAUUGUUGAAACACCUCCCAGGAAACCGACAGUGGAGCCUUCCCGACCCAUGAAGCCUCUUUACUGGACCAGAAUCCAGAUCCAGGACAACAAGAACACACUAUGGAACAUUUUAGAGGAAACAAAUAUAAUCAACACCAGCGAGUUUGAGGAUCUUUUCGCCAAAGCUACCACACAGACCAAGAGGAAGCCGCUGUCAGAGGCUUAUGAGAAGAAAGCCAAAGCUAGGAAGAUCAUUAAACUGUUGGAUGGGAAGCGCUCUCAGGCUGUGGGCAUCCUCAUAUCGAGCCUCCACCUGGAGAUGAAAGACAUCCAACAAGCUGUACUGGCAGUGGAUCCCUCUGUGGUGGACUUGGAGACCAUCGAAGCACUGUAUGAAAAUAGAGCUCAGCCAGAGGAGCUGGAGAGAAUCAAGAAACAUUACGAGACGUCCGAGGAAGAGGAAGUCAAACUGCUGGACAAACCCGAACAGUUCCUGUAUGAGCUGUCUCAGAUCCCAGACUUUGCAGGCAGAGCUCACUGCAUCAUCUUCCAGUCGGCCUUCAUCGAUGGGGUUGCAUCCAUCCAAUGCAAGCUUAACACAGUUUCAUCUAUCUGUAAGGCUCUGCUGGAGAGCGAUGGUGUGACGGAUGUGAUGGGACUGGUGUUGGCUCUGGGGAACCACAUGAACGGAGGCAACAGGACCAGAGGUCAGGCCGACGGCUUCGGCCUCGAGAUUCUACCGAAACUGAAGGAUGUCAAGAGCAGAGACAAUCGUAUCAGCCUGGUGGACUACGUGGUGUCGUACUACCUGCACAAUGUGGAUACGAACGCCGGCACAGACCAGAGUAUAUUCCCACUUCCUGAACCUCAGGACGUCUUCCUGGCUGCACAGGUGAAGUUCGAAGACAUCAGCAGAGACCUGAGACAGCUCGGACGAGAUCUGACGAGAUGUGAAAAAGAUGUGCAGAAUGUUUGCUCUGAUUCUCCUGAAGAAAACCUGCAGCCAUUUAAGGACAAGAUGGAGGCUUUUGUUCUCAGUGCACGAAAAGAACACGCAGAAGCUUCCGAUCAGUUGACGACUGUACAGAAAAGUUUUCAGGACUUGACUCUGUACUUUGGACUGAAGCCCAAGAUGGGAGAUAAGGAGGUGACCGCCGGUCAUCUCUUCAUGCUCUGGUUUGAGUUUUGUGCCGACUUCAAGGCCCGGUGGAAGAAGGAGAACAAGAACAUCUCUAAAGAAAGAUUAAAAGAGGCUCAGCUGUCAGUGAAGAGGAUCACAUCAGAGAAGAAGGUGGAGACCAGGAAGAUCAACCCCAACAGCCUGAAAGAGAGGCUGCGUCAGAAAGAAGCCAACAUGUCUUCAACCUGAGAGAAGGAACAUAAAGCUGAUCAGGAUCAUUACAGCCAUCUUGGAUCAGACUGGAUGAACGUAAUAUAUUUUAAAAACUCUUUUGCUGCUCUGUUCCUGACGAUGACAUCUUGUUUUCCAUUCACUGACAGCUCUGUAAUAUAAUUCACUACCUAAAAAUGUACUUUGAUUUGAAAGAUUUUAAAUGUACAUGUGCAAUAUUUAGAAUUUAAUAUUAUAAACUUCCACGCUGUAUUUAUAUCUGUGUGUUGCACUUUCUACGUUGAUUUUGACGUCUUUAAAUCCUCCUAGAGUAUUUUUUCU